AUGAAAGCGCUGGCGACGACUAUCCUCGGCUGUCUACUGCUGGUGGGCUCCAUCCAGGCUUACAAUGAGAUCUGCAUCGGCGUACCCAACCUUACCUACGUAAGAAGCCCGCAAGCAUGUUAUCUGUACUACGCAUGUAUUGAUGGUCAGGCGUACGGAUACACAUGUCCCGAAGAUCUUUGGUUCUCCAUGGAGUUGCAACGUUGUGUGCCGCAGGAUGAAGCCGACUGCGACAUCGAACCGGCACCAGAACUACCGGAAGCACCACCGAGACCUCCGUCGCCAGAAUGUGAUAAUUUGCCCGAUUUCACCUACCUACCAAGCACUACAUCCUGUCAGUUUUACUAUCAAUGCAUAGACAACUUUGCGUAUCGGCUGUCGUGCCCGCGCGGAUACUGGUUCAGCAUUGAGCUUGGCCGUUGUGGCAAUCGGUUCGAGGUUGAAUGUGACAUAGAAGAACCGACACAAACGCCUACGGCUCCUCCUGGUCCCUCGGAACCAAAUCUUUGCUUUGGACGUCCAAACUUUUCCUACGUUCAAAGCCCACAGUUCUGCCAACUGUUUUACUACUGCCUUAACGGUACACCCUUCCCAAUGAUUUGUCGCAAUGGAUUCUUCUUCGACGAAACCACUCAGGACUGCAUUCCGGAAGAGGAGGCACAGUGCAGUAACCCCGGAUUACCGGGAUCUACUCCAGGACCAACGCCAGGCAUUUGCAACAAUGUAGACGAUGGUGAGAUGGUCAUCAAUCCACAGUUCUGCAAUCAGUACUACGUCUGUGUGGAAGGUACCGCUUACCCAACAAUAUGUCCCGACGGUACAUGGUUCGACCAGGAGACGCAAUCCUGCGGUAAUCCGAUUGAUGUCUUCUGUCCGAAUGGUCCACCGACCACACCAACCCCGAACGUUUGCGUUGGCGCAGACGACGGUGACUACGUUCCUAGUCCACAACGUUGCGAAGCUUACUACGUUUGCUCGGGUGGCAUUGGAUACAUUCUAUAUUGCCCACCCGGUUUAUGGUUCGAUCAAACCACACGCGAGUGCAUUUCACCUGCCGUUGCAAUCUGCAAUGUACCCACCCCUCCGACUCCACCCCCUACACCCACUAUCCCCCCAACGGUUCCACCUACUGGGCCACCAGAGACGGGUAACCAGCAAUGCAACGGACUACCCAAUGGUACCUAUGUGCCCAGCCUUGACGACUGUAGCCGUUUCUACAUCUGCUUCAAUGAAGGUGCAUAUCCGAGCAAUUGCCUCGGUGGUUUGUACUUCAAUCCGGAAACGAUGCUCUGCGACCUGCCGGAGAAUGUGUCGUGUAAUGUAGCACUUCCGAAAGUUUCACUGUUGCUUUUCUUUGUGUCACGGUGUUCCGUCUUGGCUGAGGAUGAUCGUUGUCAAGGAGUUCCUGACCUGAGCUAUAUCCCUAGUCCCAACGCAUGCUACCUUUACUACAACUGUAUCGAUGGCAACGCGUACCCACAAAUCUGCCCCACCGAUGAAUGGUUCUCAAUGCAACAGCAACGAUGUGUGCCAAAAAAUCAAUCGGAAUGCGAUCUUGACGAGCCUCCAGCACUGCCAGAAGCACCCGCUCCUGAUCCAUCACCAUUGUGUGACGGUGUACCCAAUUUCCGCUACAUAGCUAGUGUUGACUCGUGUCAGUGGUACUACCAGUGUAUCGAUCGGAUCGCGUACCGUCUGUCCUGUCCGCUGUUUUACUGGUUCGACGAAACUCUUCAGCGUUGCGGCACGCGAUACGAUGUGGAAUGUGACCAUGAGCUAGCUACUUCCACACCGGUGGCAACGCCCCCAACGGUGGAUCCGCUGGAAAUAUGCUACGGGCAACCAGACACCGCUUUAAUUCCUAGUAAUACGCUUUGCGAGCGAUAUUACUCCUGCUAUCAGGGCGUUGCUUACCCAAACACUUGUCCAAGCGGAUUGUGGUUCAAUCCAGAAUCAGGCGAAUGUGACAAUCCGGAAAAUGUGGAAUUUGGUGUCUCACUGCAAUCCUCGUCAUCUUCCUCGUCAUCAUCAAGUGAAUCAAACGAAAACGGACGACCUCCAUGGGUGUCGACCGGUCGCCCACCGUGGGUAUCAACUGGACGGCCCCCGAUCAAUCGCAAUCGAUGUGAUAGUGUUCCAGAAGGAAGCCUUUUCCCUUCGUCCAACUGUGCCAACUUCAUCCGCUGUGAAGGCGGCAGCGAACGCGAGAUAGCCUGCGUUCCAGACGGUACACUCUUCGAUUACGAACGUCAGGUGUGUGAUCAUCCAGAGUUUGUGACGUGCUACAGCCAGGAUAACCGUUGCACAGGACGAGCGAAUGGAACCCUCAUUCCUGCGGAAUCUUGCUCCAACUUUAUCAUCUGCAUGAACGAGUUGGAAAACGAAGAGGUAACCUGCGUUCCGGCCGGCACUCUUUUCGAUUACCAGCGUGAAGUAUGUGACUACCCGGAAAAUGUGUUGUGCUGGGAAAGUGACAUGUGUGCCGGACGUCCGGAUGGUUCUUUGGCGCCCUCACGCAACUGCAGCAAUUUCUUCAUCUGUGAGGAUGAAUCUAUAUUCGAAGAAGUCACAUGUCAACCAUCCGGAACCCAUUUCGACUGGGAGCGAGAAGUUUGCGACCAUCCGGAAAAUGUUAAAUGUUGGGAGUCCGGUGCCGGUGGCAAUAGUACGGAUCGACCACCAACAUCAACUGUUGCACCGACUCGUCCUCCACUAGAUGUUAACGUUCCAAACGAUAUUUGUCGGGGCGUUACCGUGGGAAUGAUCGCACAUCCGUCUGACUGCACGCAGUACGUGAUCUGCGUCUUGGGUCAGCCUACAAUCCAACGAUGUCCCGACAAUUUCAUCUUUAUCGCUGAGCUUUCUACGUGUGGCUUCGGUGAUCCGAAUACCUGUGUUGCUAGUCCAACUUGGGUAGAGGUUUACCAGCGAGUCAUAUCAGGCCGCUGUCAAGGUCAAACCGAUGGCACCCUUUUUCCGUCAACGAACUGCUCGAAUUUCGUCAAUUGCCAAGGAAAUCGCGAGGUAGAGGUAGCUUGCCUGCCGGAAGGUACCAUGUACGACUAUCAGCGUGAAGUAUGUGAUCACCCAGAGUUUGUGACCUGCUGGACAGAAGAAAAUCGUUGCACGGGCCGUGCAAAUGGAACCCUCAUCCCUGCCACAAACUGCUCCAACUUCAUCAUCUGCAUGAAUGAGCUAGAAAAUGAAGAGGUUACCUGCGCACCCGCUGGUACGCUGUUUGACUAUCAACGAGAAGUAUGUGACCAUCCAGAGAAUGUCCAGUGCUACGAAGGCGGUGCAUGCGCUGGCCGUCCCGAUGGUUCGCUGGCACCUUCGCGCAACUGCAGCAAUUUCUUCCGCUGUGAAAAUGAAGACAUCGCGGAGGAAAUCACCUGUCAGCCGCAGGGUACAUUAUUCGACUGGCAACGGGAAGUAUGUGACCAUCCAGAAAAUGUCGAAUGUGCUGAGUCGGGACCGACCGGAAACAGUACCGCUGCACCACCGCUGCCUACGGAAGAACCAACCCGUCCUCCCCUAGACCCAAGUGUUCCCGUGGAUCUCUGCCGUGGAGUUACUGUCGGUAUGUUGGAGCAUCCGACGGACUGCACGCGCUACGUAAUCUGUGUAUUGGGUCAACCCAACGUGCAGCAAUGUCCACCGAAUACCAUCUUUAUUGCAGAAUUAGCAACCUGCGGUCACGGUGAUCCAGUGACGUGUGUGGCCAGCGAAAUGAACAAGAAACUGUGCAUUCUCCUUGUGCUAGUCGUUCUCUGCUCGGCCACCUUAGCCGGCAAGAGCAAGGAAUCGUCCAAGGAAAAGUCUAAGGAAAAGUCCAAGGAAAAAUCUAAGGAAGAUUCUGGUUCCAAGGAAAAAUCGAACGAAAGCUCUUCAAGCGAAGUAACCACUACGGCGGCACCAGAAACAACUACCGCUUUGACCACCAGUGACCGAUGUGCCGGACAACCCGAUGGAACGGUACUCCCAUCCUUAACCACCUGUUCCAGUUUUGUUACCUGUCAGGGUGAAACCGAAACAGCCGAAGCUACAUGUGUGCCUAGCGGUACCAUCUUUGAUUCGUCGAGAGGAGUGUGCGACUACGAGCCCAAUGCAGUUUGCACGAUCGAAGGUGAAACCACGACAGCAGCGGAAACCACGACCGAAACUGCAACGAGCGCUCCGGAACCGACUCAAAACGAACUGAAGGGCAUGUGCAAGGGAGUCAUCAUUGAUAUGAAGGCACAUCCUGGUAACUGCAACAAGUACAUCAUCUGUGUUCUGGGUGUCCGGGACACUAACCAGCCGAACCACAAAACAAAGGUAGUGUCAGUUAUUAGACGAUUGUUAACUUUUAACGCUGAACAAUUGUGCUGGACAAUCGCGCCCAUCAUGAACUCUCUAGCCGCGACCUUGUUCGUCGGUAUGUUGAGUGUCACACUGGCAUUCGAUGAAGAGUGCGUUGGUAAACGCAACGGAGCCACUUUUUCCGACGAGUAUAGCUGCAGUCGGUACCGCAUCUGUCUCGGUGGAUAUCUGUCGCAUGGCGAAUGUGCCACCGGGCUCUACUGGGAUAACUUCCGACGACUGUGCCUGCCAGCGGCGCUAGUCUCUUGCCAAGCCAAGCUCCCCACAACCGUUCAGACCACACCGUAUGAACCGACAACGAGUGAUGGAAUUAUACUCGAUGAAAAUCAUCCCGGUGUGCCUGACGAUUUUCAAACCGAAGAGUACCACUGUCCGACGGAGGGUGUCCUGACCAUACCGCACCGACGUAGCUGCUCGCAGUAUGUGCUGUGUUUCGAUGGUACCGCCGUUCUACAGCGAUGUGCUCCCGGACUGUAUUUCAAUGCGGCCCAGAGCCAGUGCACACUGCCCAGCUUGGCGAACUGCGAUUUGCAGGAACAUGUGUGCCCCGAGAAGGACGAUCCACUGAAGCUUGUGUUUGUUGCCGAUCGUUUCGACUGUUCCAAGUAUUACUAUUGCUACAACGGAAAGUUUCAUCCGCACAGUUGUGCCCCGGGAUUGCACUGGGAUCCAGUAAACAACUGGUGCACGACGAUCGCAGAAUCCAGAUGUCAAAACUUCACCCCCUACAAGGAGGUGAACGAACCGACGCUGGUCCCCAAGAAAGUUAGUUGCAUGGACGAUCAAGCUCGAUGGAAUAACAUGCCAGCUGGAACUGGUCGGUGUCCCAGUGAUAUGUUAUUUAAUGCCCAGGAAGAAAUGUGUGAUUUUCCCGAAAAUGUGGACUGUGCAUCAGUUCCAUUGCCCCCCGAUUUCGAGCAACCUAGCACAGUGACUUCUGAAGCAACGACAAUGGUAAAUGAUGAAACAACUACGUCCCCACCCGGAAUAUACUACUGUCCAGCAAUUGACGAUCCAGUUAUACCGAUGUACCUACCUAAAGCGGAUGACUGUUCGGCUUAUAUUUUGUGCUAUCACGGCAAUCCUUUGUCUAUGCAAUGUCCGAACGGAUUAGAAUGGAAUACGGCUAGUUCUAUUUGUGAUUUGCCAGAGAAUGCUAAAUGCCAGGCAAUUUUCCAAGAUCCCUACGGCUGUCCAGAAACGGGAACUGAAAUUCUAGCUCAUCCCACAAACUGUGAGAAGUUUAUCUUCUGCCUGGAUGGCAUUUCUAGAGUGCAAAGUACAGUGCUGUACAAUAUGAUAAGAUUAGUACUGGCGCUAUUCCUCGUGGGAUGCGCAACGGUGCAAACACAGUCAACCGUUUGCCAAGGACAGGCAAACAUUUUCGUACCCCAUGAAACGGAUUGCUGGCGCUACUAUACCUGUGUUAAUGGACAAGCCUUCCCACAAGAAUGUCCGGAACCAUUUAUUUUUGUGAGUGCUACACAAAUGUGCGACUAUGGUGAUCGAAACGCUUGCGUCAACUGUCCUCCGACUGGAAUACAAAACUUCCCAGUAAGCAAUUCCUGCACCAAGUUCAUUCAAUGUAUCGAGGGAGUUCAAUUUGAGCGAGAAUGUCCAACGGGUACGAAGUUCGAUAAAACGGCAGGACAGUGUAACAUUGCAUCGGCGGUCGAUUGCGUUGAAGUGAACUGUCCAGCAGUUGACGAUCCACAGAACCCAGUCUUCGUUGCUGAUCCGACUAAUUGCCGGAAUUACUUCAUCUGUGUCGGUGGACAAGGAAUUCUCCAAGAAUGUCCGGCGCAAACACGAUUCAACCCAUCGCUAAACGUUUGUGAUCUCGAAUCGGUAGUUCCGUGCCCAAGCGCUCCCGUCCUUCUCCAAACGGCACAAGCGUCGCAUGGCGCAUUGUGCGAAAACAGUAGUGGAAUGACCUUUGAGCCCCUUCCCAACAAUUGCAAUUCCUAUAUCAUGUGUCUCAAUUCCCUGCCCUACGAAAUGUCCUGUCCUCCCGGAAAGUCGUUCGAUCGAAAGGUUAAAGCGUGCAUGAACACUGGCGAAGCUGAAUGCCUGUUUAAUUUCAAAGCCUUGUGCGAUGAUACUGGGUAUGGUUUAAACACUGUUGCUUAUCCAAACGAUUGCUCCAAAUAUCUUUUGUGCAUCUUCGACGAAGCAUACGAAAUCCAGUGCUCUCCUCACGAAAGAUACGAUAUUCGAACGAACCGUUGUGUAGACGCAAGCCAGGCGCUCUGUGUGUACGACACUCCCUCAAUGUCAGAUCCGAAACCGUUCGCUAAUCCCUGUGCAGAUAACGUGGGAGUCAACUUAGUGCCAGAUCCUACAAAUUGUCAGCAGUAUUUUACCUGCAUUGACACACGUAAUGUCCCAGCUAUUUGCCCCGGAAACCAAAUAUUCGAUAUUUAUUCAAGGAAUUGCGGUCCUGUGAAGCAGUCGACCUGCAUUCGCGAUGUCACCCCUUCGCCUCAACCACCACCACCACCACCCCCACCACCUUCCCCGACACCGAGCCCCAGACCGCCUGGACCAGCCCCUGCACCAUCGAACCCUAACAAUCCCUGCCGCAACAAUAAUGGUGUUACGUACAAGCCUCAUGCACUCGAUUGUACGCGGUACUAUAUGUGUAUGGACACUCAAUCCAUUGAGCGAACCUGCCCAUCUGGUCAGGUUUUCGAUAUCAACCGAACUACAUGUGGACCAACACAGUCAUCGACGUGCAUCUUGGACAUCAACCCAUGUGAUAAUAACAACGGCAUUGCGUAUAAGCCACAUCCCAGUGAUUGUACAUUGUAUUACAUGUGCAUGGAUGAACAAUCCAUUGACCGAUCAUGUGCCGCUGGUCAGAUCUUCGAUAUCUUUUUAUCCGUCUGUGGACCUGAGCAAACCUCAACAUGCAUACUGGAUCAAAAGCCCGAGGAUCCUACACCAUCGCCACCCAGUCCUACACCAUCACCACCUGCCAAUGACCCUUGCGUAAAUAAUCAAGGUAUAACUUACUUGCCACAUCCGCAAGACUGCAACCGAUACUACAUGUGCAUGGACCAGCAAGCUAUUGAAAGAACUUGUGGAAUUGGGGAGACGUUUGACAUUUACACUUCCAAAUGUGGUCCCAGUGGGACCUCAACAUGUGUCUUGGAUCCGAUACCCACAGUAAAUCCCGAAGAUAUACCUAAACCACCAACUCCACCACCCAGCUUACUACCAUUAUUCGGUUGUCCUGCUACAGGCACAGUGAAUGUGCCUCAUCCCUUCGAUUGCAACCUGUACUACCUUUGCGUUGAAGGUCAAGCAUUUUUGCUAAGCUGCGGUCCAAACUUGGUGUUUGAUAUACAAAUUAACCAAUGCAACAGACCAGAAGAAUCAAUCUGUGCGGCAGACCUCGUAACUCCUCCAACUGCUGCACCAGGCGAUACAACACCGGCCCCAACGUUCCCAACGCCGCCAACAGUAGGUCCUCCGACGACACCCACAGCGCCAAUACCCACUGCUCCUACUCCACCCGUUACUGAGGGAGACGAUCCGACAGCUCCAACGGCUGGACCUUCUGUUCCAACAGCUCCUACUGUGACGGGAGCUCCAACCCCAGCGCCGACGCUACCAACAGAAGUACCUACUGCGCCAACGCCAGGACCAACUGUUCCAACCAUUGCUCCAACGCCCGCUCCAACUCCCGUCCCGACUGCUCCUUCGCCUUCCCCAACACCUGCACCUGAACCUACUCCAGCACCUACUCCAGCACCUACCCCUGCGCCUACUCCUGCACCUACACCAGCUCCUACUCCUGCACCUACACCUGCCCCUACUCCAGCACCUACCCCCGCUCCAGGCACGCCACCAAAUUGUCCAGUCGAUCAAACGUUUUAUCAUCCUCACCCUGACUGUACCAGAUUCUAUCGCUGUGUAUGGGGUACAUUACACGUCAUGCAAUGUCCACCUAAUCAGUACUGGAACCAGGAGAGGGAGUUUUGCGAUCAUCCAUUCAAUGUAAGCUGUCCCUCUUCAGGUUAA
Anopheles maculipalpis is the source of this 8388-nucleotide messenger RNA. RefSeq lists its product as uncharacterized. Gene Ontology annotation, molecular function: chitin binding. Lineage: Eukaryota; Metazoa; Arthropoda; Insecta; Diptera; Culicidae. The transcript has 14 exons. Bases 1 to 8388 code for a protein of 2795 amino acids. Gene Ontology annotation, cellular component: extracellular region. The record is from RefSeq and is a predicted model, not a curated record.